GUGCUACCUGUCAGGAGGAUGUGAAUGAGUGUGAGAGGAUGCCCUGCUUGCCUGGAGUCCAGUGCUUCAACAGCUUCGGCUCCUACAGGUGUGGGAGGCUGCCCCCACGGCAUGUUGAGAGAUGGGACCACCUGCACAGCAUUGGACCCACCACUGUCCCUACCACCACUACCACCACUACCACUAAGACCUCACUCAUCAACAGACCAGACCAACACAAUCCACCCAGGAUGGACACUGGCAGACCUGGAAUCCCACCGACCAACAAGCCUGGACUCCCACAAACCAACAUGCCUGGACUUCGAGAGACCAACAGGGCACGUGCCAAGGCCCCAGCUGUACAUACACCGUCUAAGAAUGGACAAAAACUGGCAAGCCUAGGGCUAUCAUCCCAUGCAGGGAACAACAGCAAUGUGACCGGUACGUGUGCCAGCCGACCAUGCUUCCUGGGGGUCCAGUGCAUCGACCGACGUCUGCCCUACACGGGCUAUGUCUGUGGGCGCUGCCCACCGCCCCUCCAUGGCAACGGACGCACCUGCACCAAAACCGCUCGUGGUAACCCUCACCUGACCCAGCAGCAGCUGACACUAGCCAAGAGCAGCAAACCCUACCACCAUGGCAACAGUAAAGUGUCCCAACUCCACCUUCCCACCCUGCCCCCCAGGCACGCAGUCAAACGUCUCUCCCCCUUCUCCUCGCCAGUCUCCAGGGGAGCCUAUCAGAGCCCCCCACACCCUCCCCUCUCACCCGCCCGAGGGCCAAUCACUGGGUGGAGGGAGGUGGCCACGCCCCUAUUUCCUAGACACACCCCUAUGUCACCUGAGAGUUCCCACAGCCUCACCACGGGCAGUCAUCAUGCCAUCAGUCCCCUCACUAGGACUCGUGCCAAAACCGGUGCCAAUGCCAGCGCUACCUCACUCAAGGUGACAACCAGAGAGUCUGUAGGUGUCGUGCGGAGUGCCACCUCUUCCAAGGUUACUCCUCCACACUCCACCUACCCCAAGGUUACUCCACCCCAAUCCAAGCUGACUCCACCCCAUUCCUCAGCCAAGACAGCCCAGGGGAAGCUCAUUGAUGUGGUAGUGGUGCCCACCCUGACCAAGCCCUGGACCCUCCCUAAAGCUGUGGCCCCGCUGACCGCAGCCCUCUCCUCCUUUACCUACUCCCUCUCUGAGUCCGAGUUCUCCGCCGAUGGAGCACUGACGGGGCCUGGCUCGGACCCCUCUGACCCACCUGACCACCCACAGGACACCCUGCCCUCUCUCACCCUCACCACCCCUGCCCGGAGGUACCACCACACAUCCCCCCUUACUCCCCCCCUCCACAGGGCCACGUCUCCCCACCUCCACCGUGGGACCAGGAUCAGUAAUACUGUGGCAGUGGAGCGGGAGCGGCCUCUGACCUGCGCUGAUAUGCCCUGUUUCCCAGGGGUCCCCUGUGAACCCAACAGGGACGGGGGAUUCCACUGUGGAGGGUGUCCCCUGGGAUACACCGGAGACGGACGAACAUGCAGAGCUGUGUGCAGGCAUGCGUGUGGCAAGAACAUGGAGUGUGCCGCUCCCAACACAUGCCGCUGUAAACCAGGCUACGCCGGAACCAACUGUCAAACAGCGAUCUGUAAACCAGAGUGUAGGAACGGAGGCCAGUGCGUCGCCCCGGGGGUGUGUGAGUGCCUGAAAGGCAACCACGGGGAGAUGUGUGAGACAGCUCUGUGCAGUCUGCCCUGUGAGCACGGAGGAACAUGCGUGGGACCCAGCACCUGCUCCUGUCCCUACGGCUUCGUGGGCCCCAGAUGUGAGACCAUGGUGUGUAACCGUCACUGUCACAAUGGAGGAGAGUGUGUGUCUCCUGAUGAGUGUGCCUGUCUGCCUGGCUGGACCGGACCCUCCUGUGAGACAGCUGUGUGCUCCCCUAUGUGUCUGAACGGAGGAACUUGUCUUCGUCCGAACACCUGUGGCUGUCCCCAGGGCUUCUACGGCGCCCAGUGUCAAAACGCUGUCUGUAGCCCUCCCUGUAAGAACGGGGGCGUGUGCAUGAGAAACAGCGUCUGCUCCUGCGCCGAGGGAUACACCGGAUGGCGCUGUGAAAAAAGUGUAUGUGAGCCCAUGUGUAUGAACGGAGGGAGGUGCGUGGGUCCAGAUGUGUGUGACUGUCCAUCUGGAUGGAGAGGAAAGCGGUGCGAUAAACCCACUUGUCUACAGAAGUGUCUGAAUGGAGGAGAGUGUAUUGGCCAUAACACCUGCCACUGUCUUCCAGGCUGGCAGGGCAUGCUGUGCCAAGUCCCACUCUGUGAACAGAAGUGUCUUUACGGGAGCCGUUGUAUUCGCCCUAAUGUCUGUGCCUGCAGGAAAGGAUAUUCAGGGGUUCUGUGUUCCCAUAAGCUCCCAAUUCCACGAGGCUGAUGGGGGACUGUGAACUAUGCACUGAAGACGCUGGGCUGAAACAAGACAAUGAAACUCCUAAUGGAACCACCACACUGACUAUUAGGAUGCUCAAUGCCCAUGGCUUUCGUUUCUUCAAAAUAAUUUGUAAUAUACAGCACAAUUCCAAAGAUUAUGAUCUGUACAUGACCAAUAUAUGUAUAAUAUUUGUAUAAUUGUUUUUCUUAGAACCAAUAAUACUGUAUUUUAUCUAUUAAAGUCUGUCUUUUUUUAUAAGAUUAAAACAAAGCACAAAACAGUCCUGUAUUCUGUGGAACAAACUCAUGAAGUUGGCAGUUUAUGAUCAAACUAAAAACUAACCUGGAAUUUGUAUUUAUUUGGUUGUGUGAUGUUUUAUAAUUUUAUACUGUUGUAUAUAUCAUCAAAUAUGUUUUGUAUUACUCACAAAUAAAACCCAGGCAAUGUAUGAUAUUAAA
Coregonus clupeaformis (lake whitefish) is the source of this 2857-nucleotide messenger RNA. RefSeq lists its product as uncharacterized. Gene Ontology annotation, molecular function: signaling receptor binding; calcium ion binding. Gene Ontology annotation, biological process: anatomical structure development. The record is from RefSeq and is a predicted model, not a curated record. The transcript is spliced from 14 exons. The annotation marks the transcript as partial. Lineage: Eukaryota; Metazoa; Chordata; Actinopteri; Salmoniformes; Salmonidae. Gene Ontology annotation, cellular component: cell surface; extracellular region.